This is a messenger RNA of Selaginella moellendorffii, 1448 nucleotides long. Its product is annotated as serine/threonine-protein kinase-like protein At3g51990. The record is from RefSeq and is a predicted model, not a curated record. Gene Ontology annotation, cellular component: plasma membrane. Gene Ontology annotation, biological process: protein phosphorylation. Lineage: Eukaryota; Viridiplantae; Streptophyta; Lycopodiopsida; Selaginellales; Selaginellaceae. The transcript has a single exon. Bases 252 to 1415 code for a protein of 387 amino acids. Gene Ontology annotation, molecular function: ATP binding; protein kinase activity.
CUUUUUACGUUAUCUCCUCUCUCGCGCGGCCGGUUUCCUCGUCGAGGGCCGGGUCAUUGUUUGUAUCCUUGGCGAUUAUUCCUAGGCUUUGUUCGCCGCGUCUAUCUAAUUCUGCCCCUCAGUGUAGCCUUUGCUUCUCAAGGGCGGCCAUCAAACAGCCAUGCCAUCGACUCCAUCAACGAAAUUCUCGAGCUUCCGCUACUUCGAUCCUUCAGGUCUUACUUAAAGUUUCCAUUUUAUCUCUAAGCUCUAUGGGAGCUCUCUCCAAGCUCUGGUGUCUUGGUCCGAGGCGCUGUCAGGACCGGGUUAGGCUGCUCACAAUCUACAAGUUUAGAGACUUGGAGCUGGCCACUGGCAACUUUGCCGAGGAGAACUUGCUGGGACGGGGAAGCUAUGGCUCGGUUUACAAGGCAGUCCUCAAGAACGGCCAGCUUGCAGCGGUGAAGCGGGCCACUUGCACCACCGCGAAUCCUUCCACCAGCAAGGAGCGCUUUAUCCUCUCCCAGAUCGAGUGCCCUCACGUCGUCAACUUGCUGGGCUUCUGCGAGCGCAACGACGAAGUCCUCCUGGUUGUGGAGUUCAUGGCCAACGGCAGCUUGCACGACGUGCUCCACUCCAAGCUCUCGUCCUCGAGCCUCAGCUGGUCGCGCCGGGUCCGCAUCGCAGUCCAGACCGCAAGGGCGCUCCACGCGCUCCACAGCUCUACGCCGCAGAUCAUCCACAGGGACGUGAAGAGCUCCAACGUUUUGAUCGACGCGAAUUGGAACGCUCGGCUGGGGGACUUUGGCCUGGCGCUGCGAGGCGACACCAAGGACAUCAUGUGUACUCCGGCGGGAACGCUCGGCUACGUGGACCCGCGCUACGACAAGCCCGAGAAGGUCGGGCCCAAGAUCGACGUCUUCAGUUUUGGCGUGCUCCUCCUGGAGCUCAUCUCCGGCCGCCAAGUUAUCGACGACAGGAUGUCUCCAGUCCGCAUGGUGGACUGGGCGUUGCCGCUGAUCAAGCAGGGGAGGGCUCUGGCUAUCUGCGACCCGCGCGUGAGGAUCCCGGAGGGAGAGGCAGCAGGGAUCAAGCGGAUGGCGGUGCUGGCGGCGCGGUGCGUGAGGCGGGAAAGCAAGCGGCCGUGCAUGGGUGAUAUCGUGCUCACGCUGUGCCAGAUCCAGCGCGACCGCUUCCAUACUUCCAGGAGCAGCAGGAAGAUGGUGAUCAAGCGCGCGAUACUUUCGUGUCCCAAGGACACCGGAGUGAUUAGUUUUGAUGAGCGAUUCUCCUCGUCCUCGAAGUCGAAGUCGAAGUGGAGCUUGCAGCAGGGAGGAGACCAGCAGAAAGUGAUUAAAGUGGAUGUUCCGUAUCGAAAGUUGGAGUUUCCACCACCCAUCAAUCAGCCAGUCACUCUGAGAAGUAGCCACAUUUGAAUUCUCAGGAAUGCCAGAUUGGCUUGCAAAGAA